This is a messenger RNA of Kogia breviceps (pygmy sperm whale), 2742 nucleotides long. The record is from RefSeq and is a predicted model, not a curated record. Lineage: Eukaryota; Metazoa; Chordata; Mammalia; Artiodactyla; Physeteridae.
AGCGCCGUCGGCAAUCCCGCGUGAGUGGGUUAACGAGACUACUUCCAGGUGAAAAACCCGAUUCUUGGAGUCUGGCUGACUUGACGUCUUCCCCAUGGGCAAACGUGGGAGUCGGAGCCAGAGCCAGCUGCUCAACUCCCUAACUAAAAAGCAGAAGAAGCAUCUGAGGGAUUUUGGCGAGGAGCAUCCCUUCUAUGACAGGGUUUCCGGAAAGGAAGCAAAACCACAGACUUGUCAACUGUCAGAGAGUUUAGAUACUUCAAGUUCUGAAAGUGAAGCAGAGAGUGAACCAGAACAAGUUUCUGGUUACAGCAGACUACUUGCCACAUUAAAGGAUGUUUCCAAGGAAGAUGAGGAGGAGGAAGAGGAAGAAGACAGUGUUAUAGAUGAGACAGAAAUGAAUCUUGAAGAUGGCGAUAGUGACAUCAGUGUGGAGGAGGAGACGGCAGUAGAGUCUACUACUGACAUACAGAAGAAUGCGGCCUUACCUGCUGACCCUAAGGGAAAAGAUGGGCACGGGCUACCUGGAACAUCAGAGGAAUCCCCAGAGGAGUUUACAGAUGCAAAACAUGAGUCACUCUUCAGUCUAGAAACCAAUUUUCUCGAAGAGGAAAGAGGAGGCCACUGUUCUCUGAAAGCAUCACAAGAUCCAUUUGCACAACAUGUAAACAAAGAACUGAAAGAAAAAGAAAUCCAGGCUGUUGCCACAAAUCCCAAAACUACCCACCAGCUAAAAUGGCCCAUCCUGGGCCAGCUUGUCUUUUCAUCCAGGUUUCAAAAGUUGGAAACCUUUAAACCCCCAAAGGACAUUGACUUAAAGUCACUUCAUCUCCAGAAACCUCUGGAAUCCACCUGGAUCAAGACCAACAGCCAGUUCCUCUCUGGUCCCUCAAAUUCAAGUAGCCCCUUCACACCCCUCCAGAAAGAGCUCUUCUUAAUUAUGAAUUCUUACCGGGACCUGUUCUACCCAGAAAGGACUUCCCUGAAGAAUGGGGAAGAGAUCCGCCACGUGUACUGCCUGCAUGUGAUAAAUCACGUCCUCAAAGCCAAUGCCCAGGUGCUUGCCAACAACAGCAGAUGCCGAAGCCAGAAACUUGGGGUGGGUGAUGAUGAUGACUUCAGGGACCAAGGGCUAACGAGGCCCAAGGUGCUGAUAGUGGUACCAUUCCGGGAAGCUGCUUUGCGGGUGGUACAGCUCUUCAUCAGUCUUCUUGAGGGCGACAGCAAGAAGAAAAUAAUUGUAAGCAACAAAAAGAGGUUUAAUGGAGAGUAUGGCUCAGAUCCUGAGGAGAGACCACCCAACCUGAAGAGGCCUGAGGAUUAUGAAGCUGUAUUUGUCGGCAACAUCGAUGACCACUUCAGGACUGGAGUGGCAAUACUGCAGAGAAGCAUCCGACUUUAUGCCCCCUUCUAUUCGUCAGACAUCCUCAUUGCCUCCCCUCUGGGCUUGAGGACCAUCAUUGGUGGAGAAGGAGAGAAGAAGAGAGAUUUUGACUUUCUGUCUUCUAUUGAGCUUCUCAUCAUUGAUCAAGCUGACAUUUACCUGAUGCAGAACUGGGAGCAUGUCUUGCAUUUGAUGAACCACAUGAACCUACUGCCCUUGGACUCACAUGGGGUGGACUUUUCUCGAGUGCGCAUGUGGAGCCUCAAUAAUUGGUCCAAGUACUAUCGUCAGACACUGCUGUUUGGGGCCCUGCAGGAUGCCCAGAUCAACUCUGUGUUCAACAAGUACUGCGUCAAUGUUCAAGGCCAGGUGGCUGUGAGGAACGUCCCGAUAACAGGCUCCAUCAGUCAUGUCCUGGUGCAACUCCCACAUGUCUUCCAGAGGAUGGAAGCUGAAAACCUAGCUUCAGUGAUUGAUGCCAGUCAGGGGACCCAUGGUAGCAGAAUGGUGCUUAACACAUGGUUUAACUUUUUCGUCAACAAGAUUUUGCCUCAGUAUCGUGAUGCAGUCAUGUCUCACACGCUUAUCUAUGUCCCCUCCUACUUUGACUUUGUGCGUCUCCGAAAUUACUUCAAGAAGGAGGAACUGAACUUCACUCAUAUCUGCGAGUACACCCAGAAGUCUGGUGUCUCCAGGGCCAGACACUUCUUCCUUCAAGGAGAGAAGCAGUUCCUGCUCCUCACAGAGCGCUUCCAUUUCUACAAAAGAUACACAAUAAAAGGCAUCAGGAACCUGAUUUUCUACGAACUGCCCACAUAUCCCCACUUCUACAGUGAAGUCUGUAACAUGCUGCAAGCCACCACCAGAGGAGAGGAAGCUGCCUGGACCUGCACUGUCCUCUACUCCAAGUACGAUGCCCAGAGGUUGGCUGCUGUGGUCGGGGUGGAGCGAGCUGCGCAGAUGCUGCAGUCCAAGAAGAACGUCCACCUCUUCAUUACUGGAGAGAGAUGAGAAUUGGUUGGACAGGAAAUGGUGUUUGGUGUGAUAUAUCAUGCUUGAUUCUGUGUCACUUGGACGUGAUUCUGAUCACUUACACAAAGAAGGGCCGCAACAAGGAAGGCGCACCAGGCAGGUUCUUAUCAGAUACUUCUUUCUUUUCAGAUCAUAUAUACCUGAAAAGUUCAGUGUAAACCAGAUUUUGGUAAACCCAUCCUUCAGAGGUCAGGGGAGAGCUCAUGGGACUCUGAGAAGUUGACAGAAGGAAUCUUCUACUUGUGAAUUUUUUUGCACGCCAUAAAUUCUUUUAUUGUGAUUUCACCUCUAAUUUAUUACACUUGGUAAAUUCUUUCAGAUUUGCC